AUGAGGAACAUUGCGAAAAUGUGUUCACCAGGAUAUUUAGGUCGGAAUUGUACACAGAUAUGUCCGUACCCUAACUAUGGUUUAGAGUGCCAAGGGAAAUGUGAUUGCGAAGAGAGACUAUGUGACAUCGCAACAGGCUGCUAUUCUGUCUCGGAUGGAUGUAGGACAGGUUACUAUGGAGAAAGAUGUAUGUUUAAAUGCAGAGUACCAGUGUAUGGAAAACAUUGUCAACAAAUCUGCCAGUGUGAUGAAUCUAUCUGUCAUUACAUUACCGGCUGUCCAGUAAAGGAAGCUACAGCUAGUUUUGGUGUUGAAACAUCCACAUCAAUGUUCUCCUCAAUUUCGAAGGAAGAAGUUAAAGUCGUUCCUAUACUGGUUCUAAUAUUAUCUAUAUCUCUCGCGGCAGUCGUUACCAUUUCAUUUGCUCUCAUAAUUGCAAUCUGUCGACGCAUGAAAUCAACAAAUGACAAUUGUCCAUCUGCCGAUCAACAGACCGAAGCUGGCGAAUACAUCGAUACACGAGAUGCUAUUUUGUCCAGUCAACAGUACAGUGCCCCAUGUCGUAGUCCCAGCAAACCAGUUCAAAAAAGUUCUAUCAAGAUGGAAGCUCGGAAAAGUUCAGUCAGUACUAGGUGCUCCUCAUCGGCUAAUUACUAUGAAUCUGUUGAGUUUGGCUCUCUUAAGAAAAGCGAUGAAUACAGCGAAAUAAAAGAAGAUACCAACGACCAAGAUUCCCAUCCCAAUGAGAACAGACUAGAACAUUCCAGUCAUAUUGAAAUGAACACAUAAAUAGCAAGGAUCUUUUUGGCUCUGUGAAUUUCUUAAGUCAAAACUGCUUAUGACUUAAUUUUCUCUCUAGCCAAUGUGUUAUGACGUCAUAAAAUGCGUCAUUUUCCCCAUGUCAUGUUAGUUUCCUUUAUAAUGGCCACGAAAUGAAAGAUUCUUUUUCAAAAUGUCAUUCAUAGCAAAACCACUGAUCAAAAUAUGCAAUAACAUAAGAUAACAGACUGUAAGAUCAUUCAGUGAAGAACAUAAACAUUUUUUUUAUUUUUUGGAUCGAGGACUGUGCUCAUAUUUUAGUUUUAUUCUGAAGGUUGUCAAAUACGCCAUUUUCUGCAAAAUUUUAGAACAUUGCAUUUGCACUACGCCUGAUUUCCAAUAAAUGUCAAGUAUCUUUUCUCAUUUUUUUAAAUGAAACCAUAGAGUCUUUACUUUAUUUUGAUACGUGUAUAUGAAAUUGAACAAGGGAGGAGUGUCAAUUGAUCGACAUAAAAG
Saccostrea cuccullata (small rock oyster) is the source of this 1275-nucleotide messenger RNA. RefSeq names its product multiple epidermal growth factor-like domains protein 10. Gene Ontology annotation, molecular function: scavenger receptor activity. The transcript is spliced from 4 exons. The record is from RefSeq and is a predicted model, not a curated record. The coding region runs from base 1 to 789 and encodes 262 amino acids. Lineage: Eukaryota; Metazoa; Mollusca; Bivalvia; Ostreida; Ostreidae.